GUCUUUCAAUCUGUGGGCACAUGCAAACAAACGUCGUGCCAUCACGCAUCACGGGCAGAUAGUGCGCAACCAAGCUAGUACGACCAAACAGACGACGGAGAAGAGGCGCACACGAUGAUUCAGCUAAAGACACUGGUGAAUUGCAUCGACAACUCUGGCGCCGCCAUAGUCGAGUGUGUCAACGUGCUGCGAUCCAAGCGGCCUGCAAAAGUCGGCGACCGCAUAGUAGUAGUCGUGAAGAAACAACGAAACUUUGGCCCCGAGACGGGCAACAGCGUGUCCAUCAGCGCAGCGAACAAGGUGCGACGAGGCGAUGUACGACACGCCGUCGUAGUACGGACAGCAAAGAAGUGGCAACGGCCAGAUGGCAGCGUGGUCAAGUUCGACGACAACGCCUGCGUGCUCAUCAACAAGGCGGGGGAACCCAUCGGCUCAAGAGUUAGUGGCGUCGUUGCUGCCGAACUGAGACAGAAGCAGUGGUCCAAGAUCCUAUCACUGGCACCCAUGCACGUGUAGAUACGGACUGGGAAAGAAAUGUAUUUUUUGGAGUCUAUGGAGCACUUGAGCAUGUAACAGUAUGUGUAUAUGCAGAUAUACGGGUAUCUGAAGACCUUUUUUUCCGA
Molecule: messenger RNA, 623 nt
Organism: Pyrenophora tritici-repentis Pt-1C-BFP
Lineage: Eukaryota; Fungi; Ascomycota; Dothideomycetes; Pleosporales; Pleosporaceae
Product: mitochondrial 54S ribosomal protein uL14m
Biological process (GO): translation
Cellular component (GO): ribosome; mitochondrial large ribosomal subunit
Molecular function (GO): large ribosomal subunit rRNA binding; structural constituent of ribosome
Source: RefSeq, a predicted model, not a curated record